Messenger RNA from Rodentolepis nana, 300 nucleotides. Lineage: Eukaryota; Metazoa; Platyhelminthes; Cestoda; Cyclophyllidea; Hymenolepididae. The record is from the annotation of a GenBank genome assembly.
CACCUUGACUUCAAAUCAAUUACGUCGAGAAGCAGGAAGGGAUCCGGCCAACAGCCACCACAAUCUCCACCACAUGUUCCCACGAUUAUCUGCGAGUUUUCACUUCUAACUACUCGUCCGAUGGAUUUUUCUCUUGAAGUCCUCCACUGUGUUUCCUUAGAAACUGCAAAACCAGUGUCUUCCAGAUUUAUUAGAAAUUUACCCAGUUGACAAGUGUUACGAGAACACGAUUUCGCGAUAGCAUAAGGAACAAACUGUCCCCAUUCAUCAAUGAAUCUUCUAUCAAAUAUGUCAAUAUGA